This is a messenger RNA of Carassius auratus (goldfish), 2022 nucleotides long. RefSeq names its product CXADR-like membrane protein. Gene Ontology annotation, cellular component: external side of plasma membrane. Bases 604 to 1422 code for a protein of 272 amino acids. The transcript has 5 exons. The record is from RefSeq and is a predicted model, not a curated record. Gene Ontology annotation, biological process: cellular response to lipopolysaccharide; positive regulation of T cell proliferation; negative regulation of T cell proliferation. NCBI's taxonomy places the organism in Eukaryota, Metazoa, Chordata, Actinopteri, Cypriniformes, Cyprinidae.
GUAAUAUUGGUUGUAGGAAGUGUUUUCACUUCAUCAAAACUGAAUGUCUGUCUUGUCUUAAAACAACAUUAAAGAUAAAACAACCAGAAGCUCGUUUUCUUGCUGCUGCUCCACUGAAGUGUUCCUGUAAUGUCUUUGAAUGUCAACUAUGUGAAGCACUUGGUUUAUCUAAUAUUUUAUCAUGCAUCACUUUCAAAAUCACACAACAACAGCCAUUUAGAGAACGUUUUAGAACAAAUUUAGAAAUAUAAAACACUACGUAACCAUUAUUUUUUUGUUUGCUAACUGAGAUACAAAUGUAUGUUUGUUAUGACUUUAAAUCCAUUUAUUUCUGUAAACUAAGCUCAAAGCAACAGUUCAUUCCUUAAAACAAACUAGAUGUGGAUCAUAAUCUUCUGGCUUGCUCUUUGUGUAAAAUCAUCAGCUGCAGUAGUGGCAUGAUAAACCCUGAUAAAGACAGCAUUUUAACAUGACAUAGAGGAAGUACAUAGACAACUGUUUAAAAGGAAAUGGCAAGAAGUUCCUUAAGCCUCGAAAUAAAACCAGAAGAAGCAAAGUAAAGACUCACACUUGCUGAUCGAGUGAAGUGUGUAUCAGACAGUCAUGAUGUUUCCUUUCUGUUUCUGUCUUUUCCUCUCUGUGCUUCAUUUUAUUGAUGCAUGUCAUGUUUCAGGUCAUGGAGACCGUAAAGAAGUAACAGGUUACACAGGUGGAUCAGUCCUGCUGCCCUGCUCUUGUACUCACCCUCAGUCUACAGUCAAGACUUUCACCUGGAAGCGCCACUACAAUAGACCAGUCCAGUGGCCUGAAGUAUUUCAAGAUAAGAAAUACAAGAACAGACUGAAGCUGUUUAAUAAAAGUUCUCCAGCAAAUCUGUCUCUGCUCAUUUCUGACCUCAGAAAGAAUGAUGAAGGGUUAUAUAGGUGUGAGGCUCCACCAACUACAAGUACAUAUACGGACAUUAUCUUGAAAAUUCAAGGGUGUGAUCUGGAUCAGAAUAAACCUGCGGCUGAGAUAACGGGACACUCAGGAGAGUCUGUGGUUCUGCCCUGCUCCUGUACUGAACUACAGGCUAAACCUGAACAACUUACAUGGACAUUUACUGCCCCAAACAAAAACUCUGAAGAGAUUUACCCACAUGAACAGAGCGAGAGAGACACAGGUCGAUUAAGACUGUUAAAUGAAAUCUCUCCUGGAAAUCUCUCUCUACAAAUAUCAAAUCUGACCAAAGAGGACCAGGGAGAAUAUCGCUGCUCUGUCUCGUCUCAACAGCACAUUAACAUCACACUCCGUGUUCAAGAGGAACUUUACUUUCAAUCGAUCUGUUUAUCAACCAAUAAACCUGCAAAACACAGAGAAGAAAGUACAACCACUCAACACACAGGAGGCACAACGAGAAAACAGCCACAAAUCUUGCAUUAAUAAUGAGUUUACAUGUUCAAACAGCAGACGCACCAGCACAGAGACAGAGCACGUGGAGUCUAUCAGCACCAAGUAAAAAUGACUCAAAAUCAUAAUCUGCAUUUUAUUUGAAACAUCCAACACUUUCUGAUCUAACUUUGGUAACCUAUUUUUGGCCUCUGUUUUAUCUCAACGAAUCUUGUUUAUACCCUCUUUAAUUAUAAGAUGUGUGUAUACUAAUGUGUGUUUAGCUUAUUCUCAAAAAGCCUUUUUGCUAGUUGACUGGACUGCAAUUAUCAUUGAGAAGAAAAUGUAUGAAGCCAGACCAAAAGCAAUACGAGUAAAAGAUUAGAAGCAUUUUCUUCAUAAUCUCUAAGGCAAGUUUCCAGAAGGCAUUGUUAUCUUGGUAUCAUGUAAUUAUUUUUGAUGAUUUAACAAAUAGUGCAUAUAUGUCUAUAUUGUCAAAAUACAUUAUGGCUAGAGAUCAGGCCACUGAUGCUACUUAAGAAAAUACUUUGUAUGUUGCCUGCUCUCUCUCUCCCUCUCGAUUUAAAUUCAAUUAAGCUUUAUUAGCAUGACUGUAACAUAUGUUAAUGCUUUGGCAACAUUGUAUUACAAAUA